CCACUCUUUUUACUGUCUCAUUUCUGAAAACCCUAGCCCCCUUCUUUUCUCCAUCAAAGAGCAAGCCCAACAAUGCCGCCCAAGUUCGACCCAACCCAAGUCGUCGACGUUUUCGUCCGCGUCACCGGCGGCGAAGUCGGAGCAGCUAGUUCCCUCGCUCCAAAGAUCGGUCCGCUCGGUCUUUCUCCCAAAAAGAUCGGUGAAGAUAUCGCCAAAGAAACCGCCAAGGACUGGAAGGGUCUCCGCGUCACUGUCAAGCUCACCGUCCAGAACCGUCAGGCGAAAGUCACGGUGGUCCCGUCGGCGGCGGCACUUGUAAUCAAGGCGUUGAAGGAGCCGGAGAGGGAUAGGAAGAAGACCAAGAACAUCAAGCAUAACGGAAGCAUCAGCCUCGAUGACGUAAUCGAGAUUGCUAAGGUAAUGAGACCGAGGUCGAUGGCUAAGGAUUUGAAAGGGACGGUGAAGGAGAUUUUGGGCACGUGCGUUUCUGUCGGGUGUACGGUCGAUGGGAAAGACCCUAAAGAUUUGCAGCAGGAGAUCGAUGAUGGCGAUGUUGAUGUUCCUUUGGAGUGAGAAAUCUUUGUUUUUUUAAGAUUAUUGUCCUGUUUGUCCUUUUUCUUAAUUUUGUUUAAUUUUAAGGUUUUCGACAAUUUCCGGAUAUUUUUUUCCGAGGAUUUUUUGAGGUUAAUUUAGAUGGAUCCUUUAAUAGCUAUAGAUGUGAUGUUUUUUUUUAUUGGGGGUA
This is a messenger RNA of Durio zibethinus, 742 nucleotides long. NCBI's taxonomy places the organism in Eukaryota, Viridiplantae, Streptophyta, Magnoliopsida, Malvales, Malvaceae. The record is from RefSeq and is a predicted model, not a curated record.